Messenger RNA from Anisakis simplex (herring worm), 516 nucleotides. The record is from the annotation of a GenBank genome assembly. Lineage: Eukaryota; Metazoa; Nematoda; Chromadorea; Rhabditida; Anisakidae.
AUGAAAAAACUUUACGACGAUAAAGUGAUAUUCGAGAGAACGCAGAUUUGGGCGCAAGGAAUCGAGCAAUGGACUGCGCUCUCGGCGGUGCCACAGUUCCGAUGGAGUGUGUGUUGUCAGGGCGGUGGUACGAACGCGUUGUAUAACUUCACCGAGCUGUGCACGCUCAUUUUGGAUAUUUUUAUACAAAUGUGCCUUUUCUUCCCGUCAAGAGAUGAGAACGAAUGCGUUGUGAGACCGUUACCUCAGGUGAAGCGAAAUCUCUCGGAGCCGUUGCUGCUCUAUCAGAUUGUUCAGUUGUUGCUCACCUACGAUCCAGCCGUGGUGCAGCGGGUUGCCUCUUUAUUACUACUUGUUAUGCAGGACAAUCCAUUUUUGAGUCGUUUAUACUUGUCCGGUGUGUUCUUCUUUAUUCUCAUGUACAACGGGUCGAAUGUACUGCCAAUCGCACGUUUUCUGCACUACACACAUAUGAAACAAGCUUUUCGAUCGGUUGUGGUUGGUGUCAUUCUUUGA